Molecule: messenger RNA, 5032 nt
Organism: Cryptococcus deneoformans JEC21
Lineage: Eukaryota; Fungi; Basidiomycota; Tremellomycetes; Tremellales; Cryptococcaceae
Exons: 7
Coding region: 257-4888 (1543 amino acids)
Molecular function (GO): DNA binding
Source: RefSeq, a predicted model, not a curated record
GCCUUUCACUUCUCAUCCUUUCGUUAGUGUUCAUCAUCUUCAAUCGUUUAUUCUCCCGACUUGAUAUUCUCCUCAAACCCUUUCCUGGACGACUCUGAAGUAAGAUCGGGCACGGCACUCGUAGAUUGAACGCCACCACAUAUCCGGAUCUCAAGUCGGCAUUGCUUUUUUGUGCAGCGGACAACUGCCUCGCGGCUUCGCUUCUCCGACUCGCGGUCUCAUUCGCAUUCUCUUAUGAAAAAGCUCACCCAUCAUCAUGAGCAACAACAACCAAGAGCAGAACCCUUUUGCUGGCUUCAACAUGGCACAGUUGAAUCAGCUCAAUCCUGCAUUGUUCGCCUCCCUGGCGAACCAAAUGGGAAUGAAUAACCAGGCAGGUCCAUCCCAACCACAGAAUCAAGCCCAGCAGCCAGCAAUGGGAAACCUCAGAAACAUCCCUCCUCAGUUAUUACAGCAAUUGCAACAGCAGCAACAGCAGAGGCAACAAUCUGGUCAACCUCCAUCCCAGGCAUCUAUCAACGACACUUUGCAAAACAUCAUGCUGCCUACCUUUAACCGCCUUCAAAGCCAGAACAGUCAACAAAUGCAACAAGAAAGACUACAGACCUCAAAUAAUCCUGCCAUCCAGGCCCAGGUUGCCGCUCAACAAGCAAAGGCGCGCCAAGCCGCCCAAGCUGUUCAGGCAGCACAAGCCCAGGCUCAUGCCCAGGCGCAAGCUCAGGCUCAAGCUCAAGCGCAAACACAGCAACAAAAUUUGGGGAUAGGUGUUCAAGGCAUGACAGGGAUGCAAGGCAUGGGAGGAUUGCCAGGGAUGGGAGGGAUAGGGGGUUUUGGUGGAAUGGGGCAGAACCAAACGCAGCAGCCAAAUCAGCCGAAUCAAGUGCAGCGGAACCAAAAUCAGUUUUCAGUACACUCGCACCAACCGGACCUUGGUCUCAAUCAAUCAUCACAACCUCAAAGUAGCAACACGAAUAUUCAACAAGGAAACAUAGGCCAAGGUCAGAGCGGUCAAUUUAACCUGGGGAUGAACAUGGGAAUGAUAGGCGACGAUUCGGUUCGUCGUGCGGCUCUACAAAGUAUGUUGGCACAGUCAACUCAGAACCAAAAUCAAAACCAGCCCCCUCCGCCCCAACCUGCGCCAUCCAAUCCUACACCUCAAAUCAGCCCCGAAGUCCACGAAUUCAUGCGCACUCGGUCGGACAUUGCUUCCGCCGUUUUCAAGAAACACGGGAACCCGCAGGCUGCAUUGGAAGAUCUCCAGAGGAUUGUUGGGAUGUUGAAGGGUCAAAACCAGGCUCAAAACCAACCUCAAGCUCAGACUGGGAAUAAUAUGGGUGCAGCUGGUGUUCCGGUCGGUAUUAAUGGACAGAUGUUCAACCAGAGAAUUGCAUCUGGACAGACUCAAUCUGCUCAGAACCAAGGUCAGAGCCAGCAGGCUGGUCACCAAAGAAUACCUUCCAGUGGCAAUUUUGAUCUUCCAGGGUCGCAGUUCGCCAACACCUUGAGUCAACUUGAGGCUCUUCAGCAGGUCAAGGAAAGGCAACAGCGCGGGGGGCUGAAAACUCCUCAAAUGCCCCAAAGCAACACUCUACCAAUGACUUCUCCGCAAAUGGGCAACAAUGCCAAUAACCUCAACCCUCCAUUUAACUUAACUCUACCCAAUCAACCUAAUAAUGCCCAAAAUCCUGUUCAAAACAGGCAAACGCCUCGGAUGUCGAAUAACAUCCCGACUCUUCCUUCUGGUCCUGCUGCUCCUCGGCCACCGCAAGGCACAAACCCUGUUCAAUCUGGCGCUCGACCGCUACCUAAUCAAGUGAUUGCCACUUGGCCACUCGAUAAACUUAUUGGUGCAUCUUCGAAUCUCAGUAAGAAGAUCAUUGAGUCGGAAGCUGCGCAUGGAAAUAUCAUUCAGCCAGGAAAGCCUUCAACUAUGGGUCUGGGUGUGCCCGGAAGAACGGCUGCAGAGCAAGCAGCCAAGUUUCAAUUGUUGGUCAUGAUUGCUGAGAUCAAGAGGCGAGCUGUGCCCGUCCCGGAUGAUGCGCUGAACGUUGCUGCUAGUCUACUACCUGUGGCAAAUGCGAAAGAGCAAAUUCUACAGAUGGAGCACAGCCAGCUUAGCGAAGUUGCCCGAGCCACUAUGAGCCAACUCUCGCGCCAAGCUCAAGCGCAAGCGCAAGCGCAAGCAGCUCAAGCUCAAGGUCAAAACCAGUCUCAGUUAGGACAAGCGCCCGGUCAGCAAGGGUCGCAAGGAACUCUAAAUGCUCAACAAAUGGCCCGCUUUCUGCAACAACAGCAACAGCAAAGUCAACAGCAACAACAGAACCAGCAACAAGCCUUGCGAGGCUCACAGGCUAACCCCAUAGAACUUGUCACUCCAACCAUGACCAACACCCAGCUUCCGCAUUUCCCUACCCCUAGCCAGACUUCAGCAACGAUGGCCAAUUCCGCCUCUCAACAUCCUCAGCCUAACCAACUUCAGGGCAACCAGUCCUCCCAACCUCCACAGGCGAACCCUAACUCUACUCCUCAAUUGUCUCAAGCUACGACACAGUCCAACGCAGGACCGGGAGGUCCGGAUAUCAACGACAUCCCGGAGGAGAGUUUCUACGGUUAUUUGAGACAGAUGAUGGCUAAGAACGGCAUAACCAGUGGGAUACCGACCAUCGAAGGACGACAGGUCAACCUGUACAAGUUGUUCCAGAUGGUAAUCAAGAAUAACGGAUCUAGCCAUAUUGAGCCUAUGCGCUGGACGUUCGUUGCUGGCCAACUUGGGUUUGCCACUGAGCCCACUCAACCUGGUCAACCACCUGUUUCCAACAUGCAGGUAGCUCAACAAGUGCGCCACAUCUACAUCAGUCUUCUUCAACCAAUGGAAGAUGCCUAUAUGACGAUGAAGCGAAACAAAAUGGCUCAAGCAAAUAUGAGGAGGGCAGGUAUGCCACCUGGUCAAGGAUCAACCCCCGGACAGGCGCCGGGUCAAGUGAGACCUCCGAUGAACGUCGCUGGUCCUAGUGUCACACCAACGCUGGCAUCCCAAAAUCAAAAUCAAGGCCAGCCUUUAUCAGAGCAGCAAAGAAGGUUUUUGGAAGCGGCCAAGAACGCUGGUGCUGGAAAUGUAGGUACCGGUGUUGGGCUUGGAGAGGCGUGGCAGGGUCAGGCGCAGCAAAAUGCUGGCCAAGGAAGCCAGUCUCAAUCAAUUCAGCCACCAACUCAGCCUCAGACUCAACAGCCUGCGGGCCACCAGACUGCAACACCGACUGCUCAAAGACUGGAGCUUUCCGCAUUGAAGAUCUUAGAGUUCAUCAGGAUGCAGGAAUCGCUCAUUCGGAACGGGCUUGAAAAACAACCUAACACGGACGUCAAUCCCGACAUUUACCGAAACGAGCUUCGCACUAUUCUUCCGAUUGCAAAAGAAGCAGAAUCAAGAUUGCCCAUCUACUUAUUGAUGAUUUCGGAUGGCGGGUCUGUUGAACCUCAGUCUGUGUUAACGAUUAUCAACAUGUGUACCACGCCUUCCUACGCCGCCCUCCUCGCUGAACGUAAUCGUUUCAUCUUCAAUCUCGCCGAUUUCCCUCGUCUUCGUGCCGGUCUUAGCCAGUUUCUCUCGAAAGCACAAGCUACCUAUCGCACAAUGGCUGAAAAGCCUGUUGGUCAGGCGAAGCUCAAGAGCAUGGUAUCAGCUGUUCAGAUGGCAAAGGGAUUGAUAGCUCAAAAAGAUCGAGAGAAGCAGGCCCAAACCACACCCAAUGCCGCUCCAGCGAAUGUGGCUGCUGCGGGGUCAGGUCUGGGCCUCAACCUUGGCAGUACUCAAGGGGCAACUGGCAUUGGACUUGACGUUCAACAAAUGGUCCAACAGGCUCACAAUCACGCCGCCUCUCAGCUACAGUCUAGUCAAAACCAACAACAACAACAGCCGCCCGCUCAACCUCAAACUCUCCUCCCACCGCCUGCCCUUCCUAAAGACAGUCCUUCGAAUCUCCAAGAGGCUAUCCGACACAAGGGCCUGCGAGUCGAAGACCUCAAACCGCCACCGUCCAAACGUCAAAAGAGCAAGGGUUCUCCCGCCACACCCGCAAAUGCUCAAGUACCAACACCAGAGUCUGCAAAAACGCCGGCUAACACUGCCGUUAUUGGAACCCAAGGGACACUAGGGGAAAGUCCAAAAGAAAAGAAGGCCACGAAGCGGAAGAGACAAUCAUCAACUGCCACAGCAGCUGGCACCGAAAAGCCAGUCAAGCAGACGAAGGCAGAGGCUGCCAAGGCCAAGAAAGCUGCUGUUGCGGCCGCUGCGGCAGUCGCUAUUCCCGCUACGGUACCAGAGGAUCCUGUUAAUGCUCUUGGUAUCCAGCUUGCGGCAGAUGAGGCUGCUACCAAAGCAGAGAUUGCUCAGCACAAAGCUUUCUUUGAUGACCAGAGGGCUUUGGCUAGCGCUGCAGCCCCUGGGGAUGGUGAGAAAAAGGUUGGAGGGGAAGAUGCGAUGGCGGUCUUCACAAAGAUAUUUGAGGCGCAUCAGGCAGGUAUUCAGGCGGAUAUGGUCCGAACAGAUCCUGUCGCCCAGUCAGCAUCCACGGCAGCGGGCCACAUGCCCCCGGUAACCAGCGCCGGUGACCCCAACGACCAAGAUUUAUUCGAUACCUACUUUGAUGUGACUUUGUUCAGCCUCGCGGCCGAUCUUCCUACACCCGAUCUUGUCAUCGAAGCAACCCCUCAGGAAGUGGAUGGCGAGAGUCCAGAAAGUGUAAGGACAGUUGGAAGUACCGCUGGACACACAGUGCCUGGCAAAGAAGUUAAGUCAGGUUCUAAAGAAGAGAAAGGGAAGGAGGAGGGGACAAAAAUAAUAUUAGGAAGCCCUGGAAGUAUGGCGUAUAACGGAGGCAUCGAAUGGUGAAACAAAGGAUGUUUCGAAAAGUGUAAUGGUUAUUAAAACCUCUGUGCUGUUAUAAUAUGUGCUACUGUACUUGAUGAUUUCACGUCGACGUGUAUUACUUGUUUCUUUGAUGUAGUAGAAGAUAUGCAGCUUCUUUACGCGUGG